Messenger RNA from Phragmites australis (common reed), 1245 nucleotides. RefSeq names its product phosphoenolpyruvate carboxylase kinase 1-like. Gene Ontology annotation, molecular function: calcium/calmodulin-dependent protein kinase activity; calcium-dependent protein serine/threonine kinase activity; ATP binding. Lineage: Eukaryota; Viridiplantae; Streptophyta; Magnoliopsida; Poales; Poaceae. Gene Ontology annotation, biological process: peptidyl-serine phosphorylation; protein autophosphorylation; intracellular signal transduction. The record is from RefSeq and is a predicted model, not a curated record. Gene Ontology annotation, cellular component: cytoplasm; nucleus. The transcript is spliced from 2 exons. Bases 80 to 943 code for a protein of 287 amino acids.
UAGGCGCCCCCCACCUGCUGGGAUCGAUCGAACUAUCCGGAAGCCAACCGCACAGAUCUCUACUCUGCACCCGGCGCCUAUGAGCGAGCAACUGAAACGCGACUACGAGAUCGGCGAGGAGAUCGGGCGCGGCCGCUUCGGCGUGGUCCACCGCUGCGUCUCCCGCGCCACCGGCGAGGCCUUCGCCGUCAAGUCCAUCGACCGCUCGCGCCUUGCCGACGAGCUGGACCGCGCGCUGUCGGAGCUGGAGCCCAAGCUGGCCCAGCUCGCGGGGGGCGGCGGCCACCCGGGCGUCGUGCAGGUGCACGCGGUGUACGAGGACGAAGGCUGGACGCACACCGUCAUGGACCUGUGCUCGGGCCCCGACCUGGUAGACUGGGUCCGCCUCCGCCGCGGCGCGCCCGUCCCGGAGCCCGACGCCGCCCACGUCGUCGCGCAGCUCGCCGGCGCGCUCGCGCACUGCCACAGCCGCGGCGUCGUCCACCGCGACGUCAAGCCGGACAACAUCCUCCUCGACCUCGACCCAUCCGGCGAGGGUGGACCCCCGCGCGUGCGGCUUGCGGACUUUGGCUCCGCCGCAUGGGUCGGCAGCGAGGGUCGCGCGGAGGGGCUCGUGGGGACGCCGCACUACGUGGCGCCCGAGGUGGUGGCCGGCGGCGAGUACGGGGAGAAGGUGGACGUGUGGAGCGCCGGGGUGGUCAUGUAUGUGCUGCUCUCCGGCGGCGCGCUGCCGUUCGGCGGCGACACGGCCGCCGAGGUGUUCUCGGCCGUGCUGCGCGGGAGCCUCAGGUUCCCGUCCGGGCUGUUCGCCGGGGUUUCGCCGGCUGCCAAGGACCUCAUGCGGCGGAUGAUGUGCCGCGACGUUUCGAGAAGGUUCUCCGCCGAGCAAGUCCUCAGGCACCCGUGGAUCCAGAGCGGAGGGGGAGCCCGAGAAGCGGUGUAGCCAACCUGAGUCCAUGUCGAACCAGACCUUCGGAUCGUGUGAAGUCCCGACGAGUUUUGUCCCAACGCCUUUGUAUGUUUAGUACGCGACCGUGGCGAGGAGUGGAGAGCAUCGAUCGCUGCACCCGAGAGUGAUGAACUGGGAGGCCCUCCGGUGGCCGGCUUUUCUCUUUUCCUUUCGGGCUUUUGUUUUUGGCCGACUUGCUUGAGAGAACAAGCAGUUUUAUGUAAUGAGAUGCUGUGAUUUACUAACCCUGCAUGUACAAAUGAAUAAGAAUUACUAGUAGCUUGAUCUUUCUCUAA